Molecule: messenger RNA, 1929 nt
Organism: Linum tenue
Lineage: Eukaryota; Viridiplantae; Streptophyta; Magnoliopsida; Malpighiales; Linaceae
Source: the annotation of a GenBank genome assembly
GUUGUUAAAGAAAGAGAUAAUUUACUGCUCGCAAGUCGCAAUGGUAUCUUAAUCAAAGAUGUGGAAAAAGCCGGAAGAGAAGGCUGGCAAGAGAAGAGAAGACUGCUGCGGCUGGCAGGGAGGAAUGAUACUUUAGCGAAAUCAUUCGUGUUAAAGUCAAAAACAAAACCUCCUCCAACCACUCCUCCUCCUCCUCCUCGACUCCUCUCUCUCCCGUCUCCAUUCCUUCGCUCAUCGCGACUUGUCAUCCUCCGCCGGCACCUUCCCCCUCCUCCUCUUCGCCCUUUGAAUCGGGGCGCAGCGUCUCGCCGUCAACGCCAGCGCCGCCGCCGCUUCACCAUUUCGAGUUUCCAUUUCGCUCCGUCCAAACACAGGUUUAUCAAACGCUUGAAUCAUGAGCUGCUUCAGCUGUUGCGAAGAUGAUGAGAUCCAUAAAGCUGCUGACCAUGGAGGUCAUUAUCCCUUAAAGAGUUCCGGAGGAAGUAUAGGAGGCCAUCAUCCCUCAGAAUCAGCGCCUAAGGGUGCUCAGGUUAUCAAGAUCCAGCCCAUUGAAGUCCCUGCAUUAGCUUUGGACGAGUUGAAGGAAGUUUCAGAGAACUUUGGUACUAAUUGUUUGAUUGGAGAAGGAUCCUAUGGAAGAGUGUAUUAUGGCAUUCUCAAGAACGGGCAAGCUGCAGCAAUUAAAAAAUUAGAUGCCAGCAAACAGCCUGAUGAUGAAUUCCUAGCUCAGGUCUCUAUGGUCUCAAGACUUAAACAUGAUAACUUCGUCCAAUUGCUUGGGUAUUGUGUUGAAGGAGGGUCCCGCAUUCUUGCUUAUGAAUUUGCAUCGAAUGGAUCACUGCAUGAUAUUCUUCAUGGAAGGAAAGGUGUUAAAGGUGCUCAGCCAGGUCCUGUCCUAACAUGGGCGCAGCGUGUUAAAAUUGCUGUUGGGGCUGCAAAGGGCCUUGAAUAUUUGCAUGAGAAGGCCAAUCCCCAUAUCAUCCACCGCGACAUUAAAUCCAGUAAUGUUCUGAUUUUCGACGAUGAAGUUGCAAAGAUUGCUGAUUUUGAUCUGUCGAAUCAAGCUCCUGACAUGGCAGCACGGCUUCACUCUACUCGUGUACUGGGCACAUUUGGAUAUCAUGCUCCCGAAUAUGCCAUGACUGGGCAGUUGAAUACCAAGAGCGAUGUGUAUAGUUUCGGGGUGGUGCUUCUCGAGCUUCUGACCGGUCGCAAACCCGUUGACCACACGCUGCCACGUGGACAGCAAAGUCUGGUCACAUGGGUAUUACUUGCUUUUUGUUCCCUUCCCUGUUCACAUGCAAAUUGCAAUACAUUAUUAAGAAGCUUUUCUAACUACUUUUUGAUUCCCACGACUAAUCUCUUCUGUUUUUAUUUUAAUUGCCAUAGGCUACACCUAAACUCAGCGAGGACAAGGUUAGACAAUGUGUUGAUACCAGACUGGGAGGAGAAUUCCCACCCAAGGCGGUUGCAAAGAUGGCUGCAGUGGCUGCCUUGUGCGUGCAAUACGAAGCUGAUUUCAGACCGAACAUGAGCAUCGUCGUGAAAGCGCUGCAGCCUCUGCUAAACGCUCGGGCAGGACCUGCAGGUGAAACUCCAGCCGUCUGAUUCUCUCUGUCUCCUUCGUUGGCAUGUGCAUGUACUGGAAGUGGGCACAUUGGUCACAGUCAAAUUUGAUUUCUUUCUUUGUUUUUAUUCUCGGGGGAGAAGGAACCUUCCCUGCCCUACACGCUGCUUCUCUCCAUUUUUGUUACGCAAUUUGUUCUUGUGUUCAUAAUUCGAGUGGGUGUUCUGUGUCAUAUUGUUAACUCUCUAAUAUAUAAAUAUACAUAUAUAUUCAGAUAUUUUAAUUACUGUGUUGUGCAUGUACAUCAGUGCAUGCCAUGUUCUAUUACUCUGUGACUGUAGUAUUCUUGUUAUCUCACUGCU